Messenger RNA from Micropterus dolomieu (smallmouth bass), 3707 nucleotides. RefSeq names its product leucine rich repeat containing 8 VRAC subunit C (gene lrrc8c). The coding region runs from base 167 to 2545 and encodes 792 amino acids. The transcript has 3 exons. The record is from RefSeq and is a predicted model, not a curated record. Lineage: Eukaryota; Metazoa; Chordata; Actinopteri; Centrarchiformes; Centrarchidae. Gene Ontology annotation, molecular function: protein binding.
ACGCCCUUGUGGCUUCCAGCACAUGCCUGUACGGUCUGGUCGAGGAUCCGGGAAGGUUGGCAUUCAGAAAAGGAAAGGGAGCGCGCACAUCAUGAUCUGAGACCUCAUCGCAUGAAAGCCGAACACUCAGAUUCUCAACUCCAGCUCUCAUCCAAAAAAAGGCAUCAUGAUUCCUGUGAUGGAAUUCCGGCAGUUCACUGAACAGCAGCCAGCGUUCAGAGUCCUGAAGCCAUGGUGGGACGUGUUCACCGACUAUCUGUCUGUAGUCAUGCUCAUGAUUGGUGUCUUUGGAUGCACUCUUCAGGUAAUGCAAGAUAAAAUCAUAUGCCUUCCUAAGACAAUGUCGAACACAAGUGAAGUGGAAGUGAAGUCACUGUUGCACCUGCAAUCCAAUAUUUCAGCGGUACCAAGAGAAAUGACGGGCCGGAAAACCAAUCUGGAUUUCCAACAGUACACUUUCAUCAAUCACAUGUGUUAUGAGAAGGCUCUGCAUUGGUAUGCCAAGUACUUUCCUUAUUUGGUUCUUAUACACACUCUAGUUUUCAUGGUGUGCAGCAACUUCUGGUUCAAAUUCCCUGGCUCGAGCUCAAAAAUAGAGCAUUUUAUCUCCAUGCUUAGCAAGUGCUUUGACUCUCCCUGGACCACACGAGCUUUGUCAGAGGUGUCCGGAGAAAAUCCUGAAGAAACGGACCAUACAAAGAGCAGCACUCCUAGGUCCAACAUUGAUGUGUCUCCCAGAGAAGGAAGCUUGGAAGAGACACAGUCCCUCCGGUCCAUCCCCGAAAAGAUUGUCAUUGACAAGCCAUCAGCAAGUGUUCUUGAUAAAAAAGAGGGUGAACAAGCUAAAGCUCUUUUUGAAAAGGUAAAGAAGUUCCGUCUGCAUGUUGAGGAAGGAGACAUCCUCUACCUUAUGUAUGUUCGCCAGACAGUGGUUAAAGUGUUUAAAUUCGUCCUGAUCAUUGCCUAUAAUAGUUCUCUAGUGGACAAAGUGCAGAAUAAAGUGUGUUGCAAAGUUCAGGAUGUCCAGGACAUGACAGGCUAUAAAGACUUUCAGUGCAACCACACGAUGGCUCAUCUGUUUUCCAAGCUUUCUUACUGUUACCUGUGUUUAGUGGCUGUCUAUGGAUUAACAAACCUGUACACCUCUUACUGGCUGUUUUACCGUUCACUGAAAGAAUACUCCUUUGAGUAUGUGCGACAGGAAACGGGCAUCAGUGACAUACCAGACGUCAAGAAUGACUUUGCUUUCAUGCUGCACAUGAUUGAUCAGUAUGACCCAUUGUAUUCUAAACGAUUUGCAGUUUUUCUAUCCGAGGUCAGUGAGAACAAACUGAAACAGCUCAACCUCAACCAUGAGUGGACCGCGGAGAAACUGCGUCAGAGACUCCAGACUAACGCCAACAACAGACUUGAACUUCAGCUUUUCAUGCUGCCUGGGUUACCUGACACUGUCUUUGAGUUGACAGAGCUGCAGUCGCUCAAGCUUGAGAUCAUCAACAAUGUCACCCUCCCUGCCUGCAUCUCUCAGCUGGAAGACCUUCAGGAGCUGUCUCUUUACCAAUGCUCUUUGAAGUCGCACACAACAGCUACCUCUUUCCUCAAAGAGAACCUGAAAGUGCUUCGUGUGAAGUUCGAUGAUAACAGGGAACUUCCAAACUGGAUGUACGGCCUGCGCAACUUAGAGGAGCUCUAUCUCACCGGAUCUUUAAGCCCCGAUGCCUCCAAAAAUAUAGGCCUAGAGUCGCUGAGGGAGAUGAAGGCUUUGAAAACCCUGUACCUUAAGAGUAAUUUCACCAAGAUACCCCAGUCUAUAGUGGAUGUUUCCAGCCAUCUGCAGCGGCUGUACAUACACAAUGAUGGCACUAAGCUAGUAAUGCUCAACAACCUGAAAAAGAUGUCACUUCUGAUCGAGCUGGAGCUAGUGCACUGUGAUCUGGAACGCAUCCCACAUGCCAUCUUCAGCCUGACGAAUCUGCAAGAACUUGACCUGAAAGAAAAUAACCUUCGCUCAAUAGAGGAGAUUAUCAGCUUCCAACAUCUUCGAAAGCUCACAUCGCUCAAACUUUGGCACAAUGGCAUCAUGUACAUCCCGGAGCAUAUCAAGAAGCUUGGCAGCCUAGAGCGCCUUUACUUCAGCCACAACAAGAUCGAGAUACUGCCUUCACACCUGUUCUUGUGCAACAAGCUGCGUUACCUGGAUGUGUCCAACAAUGACAUCCGAUUCAUCCCUCCUGAAAUUGGAGUCCUUCAGAGUCUACAGUAUUUCGCUGUCUCCUGUAACAAAAUCGAAAAUCUACCGGAUGAGCUUUUCUUUUGCAAAAAGCUCAAAACGCUAAAGCUCGGCAAAAACUCGCUGUCCAUACUCUCGCCAAAGAUUUCCUACUUAGCUCUACUGACACACUUGGAGCUCAAAGGGAACCACUUUGAGCUUCUGCCACAAGAGCUCGGUUGCUGUCGUGCUUUGAAGCGCAGUGGCCUUAUAGUGGAAGAGACACUUUUUGAAACUCUGCCUUCAGAUGUCAGGGACCAAAUGAAGGCGGAGUGAGAUGCCUUACUGUAGCCACAGUGCCUGCUGUUUGUUUUGUAUAAACUCAUUACCAUACUCAAGUAUUACACUACUGUUAAGGAAAUUAAGAGUUAUGUUUCCAGUUUCCUUAAGAGAGGGAAGAAAAAAUGUAUUGUCACAUAGUGUGCCUGCAACAGGGUUGCUUGUUCUGUUUUUAUUUACUUUUGACAUAUUAUCAGGUCACAAAUCCUCCUUAAAGGAAUCAUUCAGCAUUUUGGGAACUACGCCCCUUUGAUUUCUUGCCGAGCUUUUAGAUGGUAAGAUUGAUAUCAGCCUCAUAUCUGUGUAUGUUUAAACAUGAAGCAGCAGCCAGCAGAUGCUUAGCUUAGCUUAGCACAAAGACUGGACUGGUCCAAAAGUGGGAAAAAAAAAAACACCCACUAGCACCUCCUGAAGCUAACAAAUUACCCAUGAUAGCUUGUUUGUUUAAUCCGUACAAAAAAAAAAUAUGUAAAAAUGAGAAAUUGUUUUAUGAGGAGUUACAUGCUGGACUAUUUUGUGCCCUGGUCCAGUUCAUGAAGCCUCUAAAUUAAAGAAUUAAUUAAAUUAAUUAAAGCUUUAGACACUGGGACAGAGCCAGGAAAGCCGCUUCCCCCUGCUUCAAGUUUUUAUGCUAAGUUAACUGUCUGUCGGCUGUACCAUUUAACAUUUUGCAUACAGACAUGAGAACAUUAUUGAUAUUCUCAUCUAACUGCAAGGAAGCAAAUAAGCCUUUUUUUGAAGAACUUUUCUUGUCACUACUACAUAAAGUAAUUUCAUUACUGAUUGUAAAUCUAAACUGAGGAGCUUUCUUAGUUUAGGCCUGUAGCCUUACAAUUACUGUUUUUAUAUAUUUUAUGCUGCCUGUAUAAAGUGUGUUAUUUUCUUCAAGAGACUGUUAGUUCACAUAGACCGCAGCAGGGAAAAUGCAAAAAACUAAGGAUAUAACAUACAUAAGCACAUAUUAUACCUUGGCAAAACAAUUCUGUAUUAUAGAAAGAUUACAUUUUAAAGUGCAUUAAACUUUUAGGACUGGAUAGGUCAUACUGGUGGUUUUCUUCAGCUCUUGGAAUGUGCACAGUAUGCAGCUUAUUACAGAAUUUUUUUUUUUUUGAAACAGUAUUUUUAUGUUGUUGACCAAUAAAAUUGAUUUAUUUGUAAA